Pelobates fuscus (common spadefoot toad) is the source of this 2983-nucleotide messenger RNA. RefSeq names its product dorsal root ganglia homeobox (gene DRGX). NCBI's taxonomy places the organism in Eukaryota, Metazoa, Chordata, Amphibia, Anura, Pelobatidae. The transcript is spliced from 7 exons. Bases 556 to 1332 code for a protein of 258 amino acids. Gene Ontology annotation, molecular function: DNA-binding transcription factor activity, RNA polymerase II-specific; RNA polymerase II transcription regulatory region sequence-specific DNA binding. The record is from RefSeq and is a predicted model, not a curated record. Gene Ontology annotation, biological process: regulation of transcription by RNA polymerase II.
GCUGGCCCCUCAUCAGAGCUCACACACACUGCUCUGGCUUCAGCACCAAGAGGAGGACAGCUCCUUCCUCUCCCCAGCCCUGCUCCUGCCCAAACUCUCCUCUGAGCCCCGGCUCUCCCCAGCUGUGUCCCUUUAUUACUCCCCAGCUGCCUCUCAUUUUCCUUUAUGACCCAACUGUUCUUUUUGGGGUUUUUUUUCUAUACAAAGUAUCAGCUUUGCCAAAGUUGCUUGCUGCAUGCUUGGUCCCAUCUCCCUGUGGUCUCUCUCAUUCACGCUGGGUUUUAAAUGUAUUGCAAAUAUUAGGUCAUCUCUGACAAUCUACAUUCCUUGCCCAACGUUCUACUCUACGUGGUAGGUCCACCAACCCUCCAUGACUGCUGAUAUCUCCAGGUCCUUCACCUAGCCUGGUUUGGAUAGUGUCCCAUCUCUGCCCACUGUCUCACUCCUACUACCACCCAAGUACCUGGUAUCUCUGAACCCAUCUAUUGUAUACCAAGACCAAAGGAACUACAAGAUCAGACCUUCCUGACUGGCUCCAGGGAGAAAUCCGGUGAAAUGUUUUAUUUCCAUUGCCCACCGCAGCUGGAAGGGUCUGCUCCCUUUGGGGGUCACUCGGCAGCCGAGUUUGAUGAUGGCUUUCUUCGGAGGAAACAGAGAAGAAAUCGAACCACUUUCACACUGCAACAGCUGGAAGCCUUAGAAGCAGUAUUCGCUCAGACACAUUAUCCCGAUGUGUUCACCAGAGAAGAGCUGGCCAUGAAAAUUAACCUGACAGAAGCUAGAGUACAGGUUUGGUUCCAGAAUCGGAGGGCAAAGUGGAGAAAAACUGAACGUGGCAGUUGUGACCAAGAAGGAGGAAAGGAAACUAAUUCAGAGGUGACCUCUCCAAGCAGGAAUCUUAGCUCACCUUCUGCUGGAGAGCCUCCGAGGUCCAAGAAGGACAGCCUGGAUUCACAGCAAAGAUCAGUGGGUCCAGCCACGUCUUUCUUUCCAUCCUGCUUGCCUGGAGCCAUCCUAAACACAGCCAGCUACGCCCAAGCUCUGUCGCAUGUGGCUUCACUAAAAGGUGGGCCCCUAUGCUCUUGUUGUGUGUCUGAUCCUCUGGCUCUUUCCUUCCUACCUCCGUACAGCUGCCAGAGUCAUCGCACAGCCAGUGUGGCGGCCCUUCGAAUGAAGGCGCGAGAGCACUCUGAAGCUGUGCUGCAAUCUGCACAACUUCUGCCCCCUGCAGGGAGCAGCUCAGGGGCCCCAACAACUACACCUCAUGAGGGUGGUCAAGAGAGAGCUCCACAGGGGCAAGAACAGAGUGACAACAAUGAAAAGAACGUAUGAGGAAAUUGCACGGAUGUACAUUGUAUGUGGGGAUAAUAAGCUGGGAACUUUGGCCUACGAAGCCAAUAAGUGAUACCACCACGUGCACCCUCCAGCAACUGGACCAAGCUAGCUAUGUUUCAAACGAUCUCACCACUGCUUGUUUACACAGAGAUGGCUGACUCAUUCCAGGCUUUACGGAAAAACUUUCAAUCUUGGUUGCCCGAGUUUUGUGUUGAGCAUAAUUUAUGGAAACUAGUUCGACAAAUUUAGCCAAGGACUAUUUAACCGACAUGGGGUGGGGUGUUGGCUCGGAUGCAUCAAGUUUAUAUAAACAGCGGACCCACAGGGAUUUGGAUGACGUCAAUAUGACUCAAGACGACUGUAGCAAGGAGUGAGAUAAACAAACUCUUAUCUCACCACAAGUCAAUCACAGGGUAGUACGUUUGUCCAUGCAGACCAAAUAUCAGUAUUGGAAAAAAUAAAUAAAAAAUAAGAAAACAUCCUUAAUGGAAACAAAGUCUGAUGGAAUGAGAUUCAGCAAGCCCUAUUUAUUCAGUAUAUUUAUGUAUUUAUUUUCUCAUAGGAGGAGACUCAUUUUGCGUUGGGUAUUACAAAAGACAUGAUUAACCCUCUCCAUCACGUAAAACUUUAAACCAUAAACCCUAAAGUCAGUAUUGCAACCAAACAGCAAUCCUUUGCCUCAACAGCAUCUUUGCUUCUAAAGGCCACAUUACCAUCUACGCAUUGACUGCUUCCUUAUCACGUAUAAAAGCUUAUAUGAAUAUAUUUGCAGAGCAUGGCUCCAGCAGUCCCCUAGCUUCUGUAAGGCAACAUGUGAUUACAGAGGCAAUGUGAUUCUCUUGGAUGAAAUUCUGCCUGAAACAAAGGGCUUGUGAUGACAGUGACCCCCUCCUUUAAUUCAUGCUGAGUUCUUUCUAAUAUCGUAUAUUUACUUCUAUAUGCUUUCUGUAAGGUGAGGUGCCAACCCCAAGUCUGCCAGCAGAGGGAGCUGCUUACCUAAGUUAUUAUCUUUUUGAGCCAACUCCAUGCAAGAGGUCACAUGACUCCAAUUAAAAUAAAACCUAAAAAAAAGGAUGCUACUUUUAACAAAGAUCUCUUUAAAAGCCAAAAUCUGAGGCUAUUUGGUUCUUUCAAGUCUGUGUUGAUAUUCUUUUAAAUUGAAGUACAAUAGUCAAGCCCUUUCCGGUGUUGGAGGUGAAGGGUUUAAGAUUGCAAACUUGUAUUUAGCAGCUGUAAGACUGUGCGCCAUUAUAGAUAUAAAACUAUUUAAUGCAGAUUAUUUAUUCAUCACUUGCAAAAUUCCUUGAUCAGAUUCCCUAUUUUCUUUAUGGGGAGGACAUAAUAUACACUGAAAUACAAACUUAUUUUACUUUUCUAAACAUUUUUGGUGUUAGAAAUAUUUCCCUUGAUGGAAUAAUAUAUGCACCUGUUGAUGUGGAGAAUAGAUAAUGCUAUCUAUGAUUGGUUCCUUUUGAAUCUCUUCACAUGCUUUGUAUACAGUGGCACAAUGGCUUAUAUAACUGAAAGUGAGAUAGUCAGGCUGCGCAUGCAUGCAAUCCCUGUGCUUUUCACUUGAUCAGUAUUCAAAAGAAUGGAACCCAGUGAGCUCCAAACAUGCAGAUGCCACGUGAACCUGUAAAAUCCUCUU